Molecule: messenger RNA, 701 nt
Organism: Olea europaea var. sylvestris
Lineage: Eukaryota; Viridiplantae; Streptophyta; Magnoliopsida; Lamiales; Oleaceae
Exons: 2
Coding region: 49-624 (191 amino acids)
Source: RefSeq, a predicted model, not a curated record
CUUUUAGAUACAUUCUCGUUGCUUUGCUCAACUUAGCAGCACUUCGCCAUGAAAGCCGUUCUUCUCAAUUCUCAAACCCAUCUCUUUACUGGCAAGCAUGCUGUGCCUAAUCUUCAAAUCUGUAAGCCGCCAUCGUCUGGCACUCAAUUAUCUCUCAGGAAAAGAUCUUCUGAGUUAAUUGGGAGGAGAAUUUAUUUAUUAAAAAAGCAUUCUUUCCGGAAUCGAAUUGAACGGUUUUCGUUCAAACAUUUUUCGGACAAUCUACCAACUGUUUGUAGAAAUGUCAAGGCAGCUGCAGCUGCUGAAUCUUUGAAUUAUGAACAUUUUAUACCAAAGAGUGAUAAUGGACUUGCACAGGAUGUCAAUAAAUUGGAGGUUUCUGAGCCCAGGAGUAUGGCAUUUAGGAAUAAGUUUUUGAAUUUUGUACGGAUUGGUUCCAUAAUUAAUAAUGCUGCAGAAUCGUUUUUUAAGAGUGAGAUAAGGAGGCGGUUGUUUGUAACUUCUGUUUUAUUAGUAAUGAGCCGGGUUGGAUAUUUCAUUCCAUUACCUGGUUUUGAUAGGCGGUUGAUACCGGAAAACUACCUCAGCUUUGUCUCAGGGUCCGUUGGUGAGUCAUUUUUUUAACUCUAUCAUCUUGUCACUUGUAUCUGCAUAGACUGCAUUUAACUGUUAAAUUACAUCCGGUGUUGUUAUGUAUUCUA